Biomphalaria glabrata is the source of this 696-nucleotide messenger RNA. Its product is annotated as lamin-L(III)-like. NCBI's taxonomy places the organism in Eukaryota, Metazoa, Mollusca, Gastropoda, Planorbidae. The coding region runs from base 1 to 696 and encodes 231 amino acids. The transcript has a single exon. The record is from RefSeq and is a predicted model, not a curated record.
AUGAAGUCAACCAUCUCAAGAUUGGAUGAAGAAGUUACAUAUUUAGAAAAUACAAAAGCUAGCCUGGAAAUGGAGAGGGAUAGCAUCUCUUCCAGUAUGAUAGAGGAGCGAGAAAAGUUUCAUAACGAAUGUUCAGUACUGACAUCUUCAAUCUUAGAAUUACAGACCACAGUAACAAACUAUGAAGGCAAGAACAAUGUCUUGAAUAAAACUGUACUAGAACUGCAAUCUAAAAAUGCUCAUUUAGAAAAUGAUAUGAAUAUCAUUUCUUCCCAGCUAGAUGCUGAGAGAGUCAAGUCAGCAAAAAAGAAUUUUGAGCUUAAGUCGACCAUAUCUGCAUUGCAAGAAGAAUCUCAGUCAGAAAAAGACCAAUUGAAAAUGACCAUAUCUGCAUUGCAAGAAGAAUUUCAGGCAGAGAAAGACCUAUUGAAAAUGACCAUAUCUGCAUUUCAAGAAGAAUUUCAGGUAGAGAAAGACCAGUUGAAAAUGACCAUAUCUGCAUUACAAGAAGAAUCUCAGGCAGAGAAAGACCAGUUGAAAGCUGCCGUAUCAGAAUUACAGAACGACACCAUAGAAUUCAAAGAGAAAUUAGAUUACACUAAGCAAGAGUGUCAAACUGUUUUGUCUCAACUGCAUAAAGAAAGGGAGUCUCUAAACUCAUACAAAUUAGAAAACUCACAGAACUAUUUUGAAUAA